Molecule: messenger RNA, 1098 nt
Organism: Hibiscus syriacus
Lineage: Eukaryota; Viridiplantae; Streptophyta; Magnoliopsida; Malvales; Malvaceae
Product: rho GTPase-activating protein 1-like
Exons: 5
Coding region: 28-1083 (351 amino acids)
Biological process (GO): signal transduction
Molecular function (GO): GTPase activator activity
Source: RefSeq, a predicted model, not a curated record
UUGUAAUGACUGCUUGUAAGUAAGAGUAUGGAUAGAAGGGAGCAUUGCGCUAUGGAGAUCAGUUGGCCGACCAAUGUCAGACACGUCGCACAUGUUACCUUUGAUAGGUUCAAUGGCUUCUUGGGUUUGCCUCUUGAGUUUGAGCCUGAAGUUCCCAGAAAAGCUCCUAGCGCAAGUACUACUGUGUUCGGAGUUUCCACAGAAUCCAUGCAGUUGUCAUAUGACUCCAGAGGGAACAUUGUGCCAACAAUACUCUUGCUAAUGCAAAGACGUUUAUAUGCCCAAGGAGGGUUGCAGGCAGAAGGGAUUUUCCGAAUUAAUGCCGAUAACAGUCAGGAGGAGUAUGUUAGAGAACAAUUGAACGCCGGAGUGGUUCCGGAAGGGAUUGACGUACAUUGUCUGGCCGGACUAAUCAAGGCUUGGUUCAGAGAGCUUCCAAGAGGAGUUUUGGAUUGUUUAUCUGCCGAUCAAGUUCUGCAAUGCCAAACUGAAGAGCAGUGUGCUGAGCUUGCAAGAAUUAUACCCCCAACGGAAUUUGCUCUACUUGAUUGGGCCGUCAAUCUCAUGGCUGAUGUUGUUCAGCAACAACAUCUAAACAAGAUGAAUGCCCGCAAUAUCGCUAUGGUUUUUGCACCAAACAUGACUCGGAUGGCAGAUCCUUUGAAUGCACUGAUGUAUGCAGUCCAAGUGAUGAAUUUCCUCAAGACACUUAUCUUGAGGACCCUGCGAGAAAGAGAGGAAUCGGUGAUCGAGCCAACCGCAGUUGUCCAUCUGGAGCUUUUCGAUGAUAAUGGAGAUCACAGCCCUUCAAUCUCGCGCAUUCAAGAUACUGAAAAGGAAGAUGAAGAGAAAGAGCUGUUCUCUAUAGCUGAAGAACCUCCAAGUGAAAGUUUGAGGAAUUAUAAUCUGAACAAUGAGAUGAAAGAUGAAGAACAUCACGGUGCAACACCGACUGUCAAAGGGCUAACCACUGAUGCAGGUCACUCUGAUGAGAGUGAAACCUUCACCGGUGAAAGAUAUGACAUUGUUGCCAACUGCCUGAAGCCUGGUACUCAACAUCAGUUGGGGCCUAAGAUGCUGUGAAAAAUUACUUAGCUA